AUGCAUCAACAACGCACCGAACAGAUUGCCCACGCACUAGCUGCCUAUCGUGCCUUCCGUCGGCAAGAUCCCGCCGAACAACGUCUCACUACUUUCAUCAACAUUCUCAACUCCCUUUUCCCCCCGCUUUCAUCUUCUCACUGUGCGGACGACCUAUUGCUGGCUAAUAUCCUCAUGUCCGAUCCCAAGUGUUCGCACACCCAACAGGAACCCAACACUUUUGCUGAGGCCCAUAGCUCUCCUAUAACACAGGAAGUAUUCGAGGAGCAUCCCACUUUCACUUUGUCUCAACAUGCAAACUAUAUCUCGAUUCAUCCCGUUGAUCACGCUGAAACCAUACGCGCUGCGCCUGGCAUUGAUUACGCGCCCGUGGCCAAGCAGCAGCCUUGUGGGAUUCACUAUACAGCAGACGUAAAGCAAGGCGUGAAAAACAAUAUGUCGUGCGCAUGUUGCAGCGCACACGUAUACGGGUGCUCAAGCAGUGCAAACCAGCGCACUCUAGCUCCUCGACUGGCAAAGGUUGAGCCGCUGGGACUUACUUUGAUCCCUACUUCCUCCAUGCUCCCACCAUGCUCUGAGACUCAACCUGCAGCCCAGCCUAGACCCCGUCCUCGUCCCCGUCCCCAGCCCGUGCCGGCACCGGAGCCUUCGCUCAGUCCCACCCUUGCCCCUCCCGCUUCGUUUGUUUCAGUACCUACCUAUAGCGUCCCACUCCCUAGGCUGGCUCCCAUCGGCAAGGGCAAGGGACGGGCAUUUUCUGCUACACCGUGCCCACCGUCUACAUCUACUACCCAUUUUAUUGGACACGGGAUCAUGAAGCCUCUGCAAUUCAGUCAGAGGAGCUUGGUUCCGUCUGGUCUACGUCUAAAGCCUCCCCCUUCCCCCAACAACCCUUUCCUUUGCUCAAGUGCUUGUCCAACCAAGCUUGAUCCAGGUUCCGCGCCUCAGCCUUCCCAAUUCCAUGCAUUUAUCCUGCCUAACUCGGCCUUGAAAGGCUUGGCGUCGUCAGGUCGGCCGUCUAGCCCAAUCGACCUAUGUUUGUCAGAGAAGGCCGACGAUGAAGAUUCCAACAUUCUGGGCUUGGCUGACCUGGAGUUGUUUAAAGGGUGGGAUGAUAGUGGGGGUAAUGACAAUGAUGGAGGAGGAGAUUUCAGUUAUAUUGACGACAAUAACCAGGACCUCGAUAACGAUCCUGACAAAAUGGAAGGGUUCGCAGAGGCAUAUCGUCGCACUUCCUCAGCGGCUCGCUCCUCUAGCCCCCCAGAGCUCUCCAAGCUUCUUGACUUGAUCGAUAAAUGCGGCCUUCCGGUUAUGGAGCCUGAUGAUCUUUGGGAGUUCUUGCUUAAAGGUCGUCACGGCAAGACGUGGUUCCUUGUUGAAAAGGAGGAUCGGUGGCGAAUGGCAUUGAUGAGGCAACCCGGGUCACUCUGGAACACUAUGGAAUCGGACGUUUUUCUAAAACAACGUAAAUCGUCGGCAAUCAUGCAGCAAACGCACAAGAUCUUGCCGCAGUACAAGGAAAUAAAAUUCAUGGUUGAAGUACGCGGUCUGACCGUAGACCUUGAAGUUCCCAAGAUCCAUGCAAUUUGUUCUAUCGAAGUCGCGCUGUCAGAAGCUUGUGAGCGUGGCGAUCCAAUCACUUCGACUUUGACUCCGGUAGAGGUCUACUACUGGUUUGAACAAAACUGGUAUCAAAUGAUUGAUGCAAAGCUUGGAAACCAUUCUAACUAUCGAAUUGCUACUCACCGUAGUGGGCACGUUAGCCCAAGGCGCAUUGUUUUGGGUUCAUCAUCAAGCCGAUCUCACGAGAAGCGCCCCUGUGAAACCAACCCUCUCUCUCCACCCCCUAGAGAUACUGUUUGCCUACGCCCCAACGCCAGUGCCCAAUUAUCCACCCCUACAUCUCCAGCUUUGGCCCCGGUUUUUGCUCCAUCUGUGCCAGAUAUUGACGCCAACAUGCCACGAAACGCGACUCCGGGGCCUUCUGGUACCGCUGCACGCUCUGCAGCUGCUGUGUCCAAUCCAAACCCUGCAGUGACAAACCCUGCUUCCAAGACCAGUAUGCCAUCGGUUGGUGCCUUGACAGAAGCUAUUUGUGAGACGUGUUUGUCUACUAGGGAGUUUCAGGAAAAGCUACUGGACAUGCGGCAAGUACAACUCAAGAUUGAUGCAAGGAGCGUUGACAAUACGUACAAGCUGGUUAGUGAUGAACAGGCAGCAAUGGAAGAAGAGCGUCUCAACCGCAUUGAACUUGAACAAGAACGUGCCAAUCGUGAGGCAGCUGAAUUGGAGGACUGUGUUGAUCUGAGACGGAAGCAGCAGUUUUUUGAGCAGUGCCUUCAAGCUGUAUCCCGUGCGGACCAGGGCGUUGCAAGCAAUAUCGUCGGGAUGGCCAACGAGCACCUACGUCUUACAAUAAAAGAGGGGCUGUUGCGAUUCCAACCAUUUGUUGCACCUCGCAGUCCUGCUCGGUCUGACCUUUGCACUUCAACCAAUCAACUUGAACACGCCGCUCCGGUCCCUGCCUCUAAUCUAUCUCUGCCGGUCACAACAGCAUCCGGCACGUCCACAGUCUUGUCACAUGCCGGCAUAACACCUUUGGCUGCUGCUCGCAACUCUUUGGCUAUCCCCCCUUCCGUCCUAUAUCCUCACAAUUGUUUAACUCGACGACCAUCUGCCCAGCUACCUCAGCUACAAACAUCAGUGGUUGCCCAUGCUACGCGUCAGCAAAGUGUAGCCUUACCCAGUCCGUUGUCUGCAUCAACUUCCACCACCCAGCCUCCGACUCCUACUCUAUCUAACCCACGCCCUAUCUCAACCACCACAUUCCAGUCUCCUUUAUUGAUUGCCAUGGCUCCUGUUGCCGGCCGUAUCAGCAUGAAUACAUCUCCAAACCCAUCAAUUCCCUCAAACCUUGACUCCGGCCAUCACCCGGGAGACUCGACGUACCUUCCCGCCGCCGACACAUCCGGCCCUGCCUUGUUCCUCAACAUUUCCCGGUCAACCUCUCUUGCGCACAAUAAAAUUGACGCGCCGGCUCACGAUCAAACACGCCACGGAGAUGACUCGAAUUUGGAUUACACGGGUUUAAACCCAACUUUUUCUGUUGACCUCACAGCGCCCAGCCUGGUCAAAACCUCCCCUCGGAGCGACAAUUUUGUCCACGUGAACAACAAAGCUUGGGAUACAAAUGCCGAGACCAAUAAUUAG
Molecule: messenger RNA, 3210 nt
Organism: Rhizoctonia solani
Lineage: Eukaryota; Fungi; Basidiomycota; Agaricomycetes; Cantharellales; Ceratobasidiaceae
Product: SH3 domain-containing protein
Exons: 8
Coding region: 1-3210 (1069 amino acids)
Source: RefSeq, a predicted model, not a curated record